CCGCCGCCAGGCUCCCGCAGCUGCCCUGCCACGCUGACUUGCAGGCCUGUGCCGACGCGUCCGUUUCCCCACUCACCGGAAUGGGAGAAAGGGGACCCGUUGGGCAGGGGGGCAGGCCCUGGUGAGUGAGCCGCACGACUGACUCCCCAGCCCGACGCGGGACUUGCUUGCUUGCUUGCGAGGAAGAAACGCACACGGACAGGCAGGGCGCAAGGCGCUGCGCGAGAGAGAGCCGGGGACGCCGCGCGCGCCGAGGCAAAGCAGGGCAACGCGGCCCGAGGGCGGAGCUGCCUCCACGCCGGCCUCCCGGCUCUCGCGUCCUCCCUGCGGCAGCAGCAGCAGCAGGCAGCGCCGCCUCUGCCUGGGCGUCACUUCCCCAGAACCAGCUGGGAGGGAGGAGGAGGCGGAGGAGGCGGAGAAGAUGGCGGCGCUGGGAGAGCCUGUGCUGCUGGAGAGAGAUAUCUGUCGGGCUAUUGAAUUGCUGGAAAAGUUACAAAGGAGUGGAGAGGUACCACCACAGAAACUACAGGCUUUGCAAAGAGUCCUUCAAAGUGAAUUCUGUAAUGCAGUGAGGGAGGUAUAUGAGCAUGUUUAUGAGACAGUGGACAUCAGCAGUAGCCCAGAAGUGAGAGCGAAUGCUACAGCCAAGGCCACUGUAGCUGCCUUUGCUGCCAGUGAAGGUCAUUCUCAUCCCCGAGUUGUGGAACUACCCAAAACAGAAGAAGGGCUUGGAUUCAACAUCAUGGGCGGCAAAGAGCAAAAUUCUCCAAUCUAUAUAUCCCGAAUUAUCCCAGGUGGUAUUGCUGAUAGACACGGGGGAUUGAAGCGUGGAGACCAGCUUCUUUCUGUAAACGGAGUGAGUGUUGAAGGGGAACACCAUGAAAAAGCUGUUGAGCUGCUAAAAGCAGCUCAAGGAAAAGUUAAGCUGGUUGUACGAUACACACCCAAAGUCUUGGAAGAGAUGGAAUCAAGAUUUGAAAAAAUGAGAUCAGCAAAACGCAGGCAACAGAAUUAAUACUCUACCUAUACCUUAAGGAGAAGCAUGACUCUUGCUUGUCUGAUCUAUCCAUGGAGACAUCAUGCUGUAGUGUAAAAGUUAAUCUAUGUCUUUUACAAAUCUCCCUCUUUGUAGAACACCCUAAUGCUUCCUGAGAAGAAAUGUUUACAUGGGCAUUUGUAUCUAUGUGGUUUCACAGAUCCUUCUUUGAACUCUCAAACGUGUAACCAUCAAAACAUGUUUGUAGAUGGUUUUUAAAUACAUUUUAAUGAGCUAUUUUCAGCAUUUGUAACAUCUGUUUUUCUAGUGAUUUUUUCCCCGUUUGGCAUUAUUUAAAACUAAAAUCCUUAUUUUGGAUACAAAUAUAAAAACAGUCUUGCUGCUCUUGGUCUAAAAAGUGUAUCUUCAUACAGGUAGUCAUAAUUGUGUGUAAGUAUGAGAUUUGUACUUUUGAUGAACAAGUUUCUAUGCAUAUUUGAGAUCAUAACUUUGUAUAGUUAAUGACAUCUUGGACACUUUCUUACCUCUUUUGUGAAUAACUUGUAACAGGCAGUUUCUUAUAUCAGCGUUUCAAUGAUUGUCACCCUAAAAUCUAGCAGCAAUCAUUCCUAUAAUUUAUAUACUUUUGUACUAAUCUUCAAGCAUUUGGAAAAAAUGGAAGGCAUACCUGUCUAUAGUUGUGUAUUUAUAAUCAGUCUGGUCAGACUGUCACAUUGAAGAAAAAAACUGUACAUGUGCAUUUGACUUUCUACUUCUCCUGUAAGUUGCUCACCGUUUUUACUGCUUCUGUUUGUGCCUGCUUGUACACAAUCUGCUUGUACAGGCUAUCGCUUCCAUCAAGCAGGUCUGUGGGUGACCUGCUGUUCCUUUCCAGAGCAGAAACAUUCUGUGAAUAUGUUGUUUGCCACUGUCACAGUGACAUGGAAAAGCUAACAGAUUUCAGUUUUUUGUUCUUUUUAAAAGAAUGCUAAUAGAGGGAAACACUAUCCCCCUCUAGGCAAAUGGGAUUUCCAAUCCAUUACAGAAGCUUCAGCAGAUGACUGUUUCCUGUUUGUAACUCUGGGAGAUAUAUCCAAUAGUACAACAACAACUCUUUCUGAAGUCUAGGACCUGAAGGGCAUCUCUGAAGAAUUCCUUUGGCAGGAACCUGGCAAAAUUUGUAGUGGGCUGCACAUGUCAACCUCCAUAUGGGGGAUAUGCAUGGAACUACCUUGAGCAGUCUCCUGGUAUCACAGCUAGCAGGCAUUCUACCUCAAAAUUUACAGGGCUGAGAAGCUCUGUUCAUUUGAACUUGCCUCAGCCUCUGUAGUAUUCCCUGCCAAACCAAAACAAAAUGCUUACGGCAGCUACAGCCACUAAUUGCAGCUGUACCCCAAACUAUAGAAACUUGUGUUUCUUGUUUUUAGAACUUCCAAGCUAGCAAAAGAGCCUCUCUGCUUAUGCAGAUAAGUUUAUCUGUUGUGUGUUGGUACACCUGUGGCUAUUAAAAUGAUAGCAAGUAGUCAGACCUGUGUUUUGCUGAACAGAGAGAGCUGAAAUCUUGUAGCUGUGUGGAAUGAUGAGUCUUGUGCUCCAUGCUUGAGAAUUCCUGUGACAGUGAGGAAUGCUGCAAUAUUAUGUUCCUCACUGGUUGUGUUCUGAGAGUUCCCACUUCUGCUAAUGUCAAAGGCCAUGAAUAAAUGUUCCCACUUUAUUUAAGGAAGAUACUAUUUUUAAAUAAAUGGUCACUUGUGGGAGGAUUGUAGUUUAAUCAUGGAAGUCUGUAAAAUGCUUAUAACUGUUUGGAACUGUGACAUGAGGGUCACGUCUGGAAUUUUUUGAGUUGCUACACUAGCUUGCUUGAACAGUAGCUAGAAUUUGCAGCCCAAUUCUAACCAAGUUUGUUUGGAAAUAAAUGCACGGAUUUCCUUAGAAUUUACUUCUGAGUGAAGUGUGCUUAAGAUUAUAACUUACACACCUGGUUUUUGAAAUCAUGACUGUCGUCCAUGGGGCAUUGAAUGAUGCCCUGCUUUCCCCAUUUUUUCCUUCUUUAAAGUUUCAAUCUUGCAAUGGCUUGCUUUCACCCUUCUCUAUGCCUCUCUGCCUCUUUCCCACAAUUCCUUGCCUGAGAUUAAAACCACCAGUGCUAUCACCUCCUUUCUUCUGUGAAUAAUUAAGAGGUUUACUUUAAUGAAACGUGACUCCCUAGUCUGGUAUAUCUAGCAUUUGCCUGACUAUCCACUGGGUAUCAGUUUUCAGCUAUAAAUGUAUUCAGGUCAAUUUAGGCAAGUGUCCGAAUGUCUCUCAUCUCUGACUAGAACUACAUUCAGUCAAAUAUCUUUUAAUUAUAGCAUAAAGAUUAUGCUUGUCCAAAUGACUUGGUGUAAAAGAAGAAAAAUCCGUAAGGUUGGCAAAAGCAACCUUAAAUCCUUUCUGAGCAUUUAGACAUCAUAAGCCUGCAGUAAUGAGAUUGUAGAGACUGAAACCCAGCAAGUGUGGAUAUGUUUGUUGUUUAGAUGAGCACUGAAUUGCAUGGUUUAAGUAUGUAGCCUGCAGCGUAAGGCAGCUGAUAGAACCAUGAUGUUGAACUGUAUAUUUUUAUGGAGCAAUUAAUAUUUAAAGAAUUAAGACCAAAAUAAGUAGUUGGGCCUAUCAUGAGGUAUUUUUAAUUUAAUUGUAUAAUACUAGAUUUGUGUUGGAGCUUUCUAUAUUAAAGAGAAUACUAGGAUCAAGUAAAUACUAUAUGAUUUAUUCAACCUGAUGUUACUGGGUAUAGCAAUUUGUUUUAUUACUUUAAAAGUUAGUUAGUUAGUUUGGAGUAGCCAGUGCUACUAUACGGAAGUUCUUUAGAGAUUAUAAAUGAAAAACUAGUCUUGGGGUUGAAAAUUAGUCUGUGUAGGGGGAGUGGGACUGACAAGGUCAAAUAUUUUCCUCAUGUCUUCCUAAACAGUCAAAAGCAUAUGGGGAUGUUAAGUCAUUUUAUGACCCAAAGAGAGAUCACCAGAAACGGAAAGAGUCAGCCAGAUUGCAAAGCCAGAUGUUCAUUGUAACUUAAAAUCAAGCUUUUUCUUGGUUGAUCCAUAAAAGUUAAUAAAUGGGGUCCUGAGCCCAGAUUGAAAACCAGUUAAUUGAAGAACCAAUAAAUGAAUGCAUGGAAUACUACUGAACAGGUACAGUGACUACAUUGUAUUAGUGUAUACACAUAUGCAAUAAUUUAAUAACCAACACCGAUUAAAGAUAGACAAUACCAUGUUUGUAGUCUAUGUACUUAUUGCUGCUCAACUCUGCGCUUUUAAAAAAUGAAAAUAAAGAUUUGGAAUUUCAUAUUU
This is a messenger RNA of Hemicordylus capensis (graceful crag lizard), 4305 nucleotides long. RefSeq names its product lin-7 homolog C, crumbs cell polarity complex component (gene LIN7C). Gene Ontology annotation, cellular component: basolateral plasma membrane; MPP7-DLG1-LIN7 complex; cell-cell junction. The transcript is spliced from 5 exons. Lineage: Eukaryota; Metazoa; Chordata; Lepidosauria; Squamata; Cordylidae. Gene Ontology annotation, molecular function: L27 domain binding. Bases 422 to 1015 code for a protein of 197 amino acids. Gene Ontology annotation, biological process: protein localization to basolateral plasma membrane; maintenance of epithelial cell apical/basal polarity; neurotransmitter secretion. The record is from RefSeq and is a predicted model, not a curated record.